CAACGUUGGCUAUAAUAUUGAUACAUACAUACAUAUGUGUCAUAUCUGAAAUUUAGACAAUAAGAAGCAUUAAAAAUGUUUUAACUGCUAUUAAUGCAAAUAAAACAUAAAUAUUUGAAAAUUUGUGUAAAACCUACAAAGCGUAAUGCGUAAACUAAUAACUGAGUCGAGUGAUAUUUGACCAUGAGUGCAUCCACUGAACAAAGAGAACAGUAAAAACAUAGUUUAAUAUUAUUGUAUGUUUGUUAUCUGUCUACAAAUUGAAUAUUAAUAGUGAAAAGAAGAACACUAGUUUGUAUCUAUGCCUCAAAGUUGUUAUAGACCCUUAAAUUGUCUCUAAGGGGUAGCAAUUGAUAAAGAGAUUAUAAAACACCCCGGGAAUAUGGGCUGGCAAAAAAGGGUAACAUUCAGCAGCUGGUGGAUCGCGCUGGUUUGGGUACUUUUUGUCAACGCUGAGAUGGACUUUAAUGUAGGAGAUACUCGUGUACCUCUUAUUGAACCCCAAGAUGUACCCGUUUUUAAGCAAACCCCAUAUGUAAAGGAGCUUAUGAACUGUAAGCAGUUAGAAAGCGAAGUAGUGUUUGGCUUACUACUAAAAAUGUAUGACUGGAGCGAACUAUCUGCUGAUAAACGAGCUCAAGUAAAGGCAAAAUUAGCCACGUUUUUUGCAAUACCAAAGGAAUUUGUUUACUUGGAUUCGAUUUCAAAACAUGAGUUAAACGCCAUGCAUUUGUUGUCCAUACACAAGGGGGGCGAGGAAAUUGAAGACAUUGAUUACACAAAACAACCGCUAGGACGAGCUAGUUUUGUUAUAGGUUGUGGUGAAAAUUUAUUCAACAUGGGUAAAAUCAUUGCAAAUGAAAUUUCCCAUCAAAUCAAAGACGGUACGAUUAAUGCUUUAACCGAGGAAAAUUUUGGAAAGUGGAUGAUAUUUAAAAGACGUAAGGAAUUAACAACCAGAUCUGAUCGAGUGCGUCGCCAAUCACAGAAUGAAGGUUCUGGUGCGGAUAAUGAUGAGGACUAUGAUUAUGGUGAUGAGGACGUAAGUGACCUAAACACAGAAGUUCCGGCAGUCAGUACAACUCAUGCACAUCGGCAUCACCAUGUAGUCUCAGCUAUAAUUUUGGAGAAUGUCGGUGCACCGGGUUUCUUGCCUACUGAGGCUGAAUCAACGCCAAUGCCAUUAGUAACAUCAAUAGCAUCAACACCAUUAGAAGCAUCAAUUGUUACUAAUGUGGAAGAGGAAAUUGAGGAAAGUGUCUCGAAAUUGGAAUCAGUGAUAAGCAAAACAAUUGAAAAUACCAAAAAUAUUAAAGAGCUAGCUCUUAUCACUAUGGAUGUGGCUGUUGACAAUGGUGAAGAGUUUGAAUUACAACGCUUAGGAGCCAUUCGGGCUGAAUCCAGCACUAAUAAACAGAACGAUCUGGAAAUUACGUUGACUACUACAGAUGUUGCUCCUCUGUCUAUGGGAAGUCCCAUCUCUUUGGAGAAUCCCUAUAGCAUAUACAAUAAUGCUAAUGAACUCGGCACCGAAUCAAUAACCAACACUUCUGUGAAAGAACAAGAAAGCACCGCGCUUGUCGUUCAAGAAAAUCCAACUUCAGAGAACUCUCUUUAUCAUGCAAACUUUUCAUCAAAUACGUCAACCCUUAGAUCGACCACAACACCAUUGUCCUCGUCGGUCAUGUCGUUAUAUCCCUCAUCUUUCUCAGCGUCAACUAACAUCGAAAAUGAGAACAUUACGUCUACUUCAUCAUCACCCCAAUUUUUAACUUCAACAAUACAAUAUCCUUCAACAGAAACACCAAUAUCAACUUUAACCGAGUCAACUAUUUUUGCUUCACCACAAUCAAAUUUAUCAAAGCUGGGUUCUAUCAUUGACAUUCCUUCAUCUACAUUUGCACCUGUGGAAAUUCCUGCAACUUUGGACUAUUUGGAACCAUCCAUUGAAAAUAGCCCGCCCAUAAUAAAGACGCGGUUGCGAAAGUUGGCUGUGACGUCAGGAAAAGCUUUUCAAUUUAUCGUACCAGAGCAAACGUUUGCUGAUGCGGAAGAUUACAAUAAUCUUAGACUGGAGCUGACUGAUAUGGACGGCAAUGAACUAAAGGGUUCGUCUUGGAUGCAAUUUAAUUCUGAUAAAAGGGAGCUUUAUGGACUACCCUUGGACGACACUGUUUCUCGUUGGCAGUAUUGUCUUACCGCCACUGAUUCGAGCAAUGCAAGUGCUACUGAGAUUGUAGAGAUCAGCGUACAGCAACAUCGCGCAGUGAGGACCAUCAACCAUGAAAUCAGUAUAGCUGUGGAAAUAGUUGACAAUAAUGGUCGUAGCAUUGAUUGGCAAUUAAAACUAAUUCAUGCCUUAGUACAGACUCUAAACGAUCUUAACAGCGCCGCCGUUGUAGUGCGGGAGAUACGUCAACCACCGCAAAAUCUUCAUAACGCUACUUUUGUUUAUUUCAAUGAGACUCUGCCCUCAAUAGAAUGUCCCGAAGAAGCAUUAAAUGACAUACUUAGGAGCUUAGAUGUCCACCGUCUAAACGAAUUAGUACAACCUAUUCUAAGCAUUAAAUCCAUUGCAGGGAAUUUGAUUGGAUCCUGUCAAAAAGUAGAGUUAAACCAAAUAAAACCAACUAUUACCGUGACUAAAAAUCUGCCACCCAUGCCUCGCAAUCAAGUGGAUCGAGUUAAUGCUAGUGUUGGUCAGUUGAUGGUCUACAGAGUUCCCAGCGAUACCUUCUAUGAUCCUAAUGACAACGAUCUAACUCUUACCCUAAAAAGUAAAGAUCACAAAGAGCUCAGUACCCGGCAGUGGCUACAAUUUGAUUCAAAAAAUCAAGAAUUUUUUGGAAUUCCCAAAAGUGGAGAUAUAGGAUCUGAAGAAUAUUUGCUAGUUGCUGAGGAUAGUGGAGGUCUCAGCGCAACCGACGCUUUGGUUGUUGUUGUGACUCAUGCACACAAAAAGGAGUUCAGUACUUUGUUCAAAGCGUAUUUGGCCAUUCGCCAUGAAAAUUUUAAUGCGGACUUGCAGCGGAAAUUUGUGGAACGCAUUGCCAAACUUCAUAACGAUGCAAAUACAAAUAAAAUACAAGUACGUUCGAUAACAACGCAUCAUGAUUCAGAUGGCACUAUUGUGAACUUUUAUAAUACCUCGCUGUUUAAAAUACAAAAUCGGUGCCCUGAUAAAGAAUUGGCUGCCACCAGAAAUGUCUAUUUAGAUAACGAUCAAAUGCUUAGAGAAGGAGUCAAACUUUGGAUGGGUCCUGAAUUGAACUUAACCAACUUUUCCGUGGUGCCUAUUGGCAGUUGCCAUCUAACUGAUUACAACGCCAUAAAUCCUCAUGAUUAUAUUCCAAAACGACCCGAGGAACCCCGUUUAAAAUCAACUUUUAGUGAACAGAAUUUAACAACUUUUGUUUUACCCGCCAUUAUUAUUGUUGUCAUGAUUUUGCUGGCCUCCAUUAUAGCUUGUUGUUUGCACAGACGUCGGAAUAAGAGUGGGAAAAUGGAAUUGGGUGACGAUGAGGAACGUAAAUCAUUUCGCAACAAAGGUAUACCUGUUAUUUUCCAAGAUGAAUUCGAAGAGAAACCUGAAAUGGGUAAUAAAAGUCCCGUGAUACUCAAAGACGAAAAGCCACCUUUGCUUCCACCGUCAUACAACUCUUCUAAUAUGAAUGGUGACAACGACGUGGAUGAGUAUGUUCCCCCGCCUGCUGUUGUUCUAGGAGGACGUGAAGCGCGCGGUAAAUCUCCAGCGACACCAUCAUAUCGCAAGCCUCCACCAUAUGUUUCACCAUAAAUAUUUAUCAUAAACCAAAUUCAAUAUGAAUUGUCGCAACGUAUCGACACAAAAAGUCUCUGCCAACCAUAAACACUUACGUUUCUUGGCACCAUCUUUAACUACAACUAAUAUAAUUUUUACAAAGCUCUGCUAUUUCUAGCUGUUUUCUAUACAAUAAAUUAAAAAGGAAUGGAUAAUAUUUGAGUGAUUGAGUUCACAAAGGAAGAGAAUAUUUAAAUUCCUUUUUUACGUUUUUGGUUAUUAUACAAACAGUUUGCUAACUGAGCAAAACUUUAUGCAAAUUGAAAUUUGGUAGACCUCAAAACAAAUUUAUCUUUCUGAUUAUACCGUUACUUAAUUUAAGUUUAAAAUAUUUAAAAACUCACACAUAAUUAAAGAACCACAUGUAACAAUUUUAGAAACAAAGGUCUUUUCCCAUGCCACAUUUACCUAUUUUAGUUCAUAUAAACCCAAAGUUCUGCCAUACCAAAUCCUAGCCAUAUUUAUGGAAACCUCAACUGAGUAUUUUAUUAGAGUAUAAAUUAUUUUGUAAUUUUUAUAUUGCAAUCUUUGCCAAAAUUUAAACUCAUAAAAAAUGUAACACUACUUAAUUGAACAUAACAUAUUUUCAAUUAUACAAAACAGAUUGUGUGAAAAAUACGUUCACGUAAAAAUUGAAAGCCCUUCUUAAAUAAGAUAUAUAAAACAGUAGAAAAAUAAUAUAAUAUUGAGCAUUUUAGCUCUAAAUCGGUCAAUAGAAAUAACAAUGGAGAAUCACAUAAAGAAACCCAUUUAUUUUGAAUAAAACAAAAUAUCCAAAGAUAAACAUA
This is a messenger RNA of Drosophila willistoni, 4608 nucleotides long. RefSeq lists its product as uncharacterized. The transcript is spliced from 12 exons. Gene Ontology annotation, molecular function: calcium ion binding; laminin binding. Gene Ontology annotation, biological process: axon guidance; nerve development; morphogenesis of an epithelium. The coding region runs from base 383 to 3796 and encodes 1137 amino acids. NCBI's taxonomy places the organism in Eukaryota, Metazoa, Arthropoda, Insecta, Diptera, Drosophilidae. Gene Ontology annotation, cellular component: dystrophin-associated glycoprotein complex; dystroglycan complex; sarcolemma. The record is from RefSeq and is a predicted model, not a curated record.